GGCAUAAAACGUGCGUGUGUUUUAAAAGUGAAGUGAUAUUUAAAAAAGUUAUAUUUAUGUUGUGAUAAUGUUUAAAAUUAAAGGAUCUUUGAUCAGGCAAUAUGCCGUUGUUAUCACAGCGAACCUAUGCGUCCUCUGCACUGGACUAAGCAUCGCCUGGCCUCACCAGUGCUGGUGAAGCUUAGCAAGAAUGACACCACCACAUUGCCAAGACCUGUGACCGAAUCUGAGGGUUCUUGGGUCGUCUCCGCUGGAUUUUGACUGGAGGCUUAGCAAAUUUCCUAGCAUGCUUCCUCGUCGACCGUAUAGGCCGCAAAUACUGCCUGGUCAUCAGCUACGUGCCUCGUCUCAUCAUGUGUCUUUGCUUGACAUUUGCGUCUGACCUCUGGGCAGUUAUACUGGGCAGAGCCUUGAGUGGACUCUGUGAUGCUAUCACGUUCACUGUGGUGCCUAUGUACGCUUCAGAAGUCGCUAGUAAAGAAGUGAGAGGUUCCCUAGGAACCAUUCUCCAGAUCUUCUCGUCCCUGGGAAUAGUUAUCAUGCUGAGUGCUGGUCCAUUUUUGGAGUACUUCACCCUGAAUGUGAUGAUGCUGAGUUUUGCUGUUGUCACGUUGGUGCCACUGUUCUUCUUACCUGACAGCCCUUACUUCUUGUAUUCGAAAGGUCGUACAGACGAAGCUUUAAAAGUCCUCUUAUACCUCCGAGACACAGAAGCCUCAGCCAAAGAGGAGUUAAAAGAAUACUCCUUAUCCGGAAACGAAGAAAAAAUAACAACUCGAGAGUUACUAAAGGACAGAAUCUUUUUAAAAUCAGCCAGUAUAGGCAUCGUUUUUGGAGCCGGUUUGCAACUGGUUGGAUUUAAUGCUGUGUCGUUCUAUUUACAAACGGUGUUGGAGUCUACUCAAACGAGUGUAAGGCCAGAGAUAGCCUCGGUUGUGAUUGGUUGUAUUCAGCUGUUGGCAGCGUUUUCGGCGACACUGGUGACUGAUAGGUUUGGGAGGAAGCCGAUUUUGGCUUCGACGCUGGUUGGACAAGCUGUGGGGAUGGUUGGACUUGGUGUGUUCUUCAAGCUGAAAGAGGCCGGUCCAGUCACUGGAUUCCUUAACUAUGUACCUCUCAUAUCUCUAAUCUUGGUGGUCUACUGUUUCAGCGCUGGUCUCGGCUCCAUAUCCUGGGGUCUUCUAGCAGAGCUCUUCGACGGCCGAACUCGUGCCGUGGGCGUCACAGUCAGCAUGCUAACCUCCUUAAUCUUCAUCUUCUUAACCGUCAAGUACUUUGCGCUGGUGACGACAUUGAUUGGCGCACCAACAACCUACGGCAUCUUCAGUGUUAACUGUGUGCUGAUGUGUCUGUUUGUGUGUUUCUGUGUGCCGGAGACGAAGGGGAAGACUAUAGCGGAGAUACAAACGGCUUUGGGGGCGAAACCGAGGAGUGAUGAGAAGCAGAUGGAGAAGUUUUAGAGAAGUAAAAGACGGAUUUUUUAAUAACAUACCUAAGUGUACAUCCACUCAGAGCGUGUGCCCACACUAUGCAGCGUCGACUCAGGACACUUGUAAUGUAUGAGUUUCAAUUGUUUUCUAAGCCGGCUGUUCUAUUAAUAGCGUGGCAGUGUGCAGAGCUGCAGACGAAGCAUAAAAGAUGAGCAUAUUAGAUUGAAUGAAUUGAUUUGUAUGGGCUACAAUUAUUUUUUUGUCGUUUCGAAGACUUCUCAACUACAUAAAAGAGUAAAAAAAAAUGACUCAAAAAUCCAUGCCACAUA
Messenger RNA from Leguminivora glycinivorella, 1759 nucleotides. Its product is annotated as facilitated trehalose transporter Tret1-like. Gene Ontology annotation, biological process: transmembrane transport. Bases 354 to 1460 code for a protein of 368 amino acids. The record is from RefSeq and is a predicted model, not a curated record. Gene Ontology annotation, molecular function: transmembrane transporter activity. NCBI's taxonomy places the organism in Eukaryota, Metazoa, Arthropoda, Insecta, Lepidoptera, Tortricidae. The transcript has 8 exons. Gene Ontology annotation, cellular component: membrane.